CUGUAGCUCUGUACCUUCAUACGUUUGUCACAUGUUUUGCGUCAGUGUUCGUCCAAACAUCUUCCUCUACAUGGGAGACGAUUCCUCCCAGUACAGGAAGUGGUAUUACGAGGUGGUGGUGGAGAGGGCGGAGCCUUUUGUGACACCUGAGCCGACUCACCUGAGGGUGGGUUGGGCCUGUAGCACAGGUCACCGCCCCUCUCUGACAGGAGGUCACUGCUGGGGGGCAAAUGGAGUCGGAGAUAACCUGCAAUCGUACGGGUUCGACGGCCUGCACCUGUGGACAGGUGGCGUAGGUCGCAGGGUCAGCUCGGCCAAUCAGAGGCUGCUGAGUGAGGACGAUGUCGUCAGCUGCUGCCUGGACCUCAGUGCGCCGUGUAUUUCGUUCCGAGUCAAUGGGCAGCCAGUGCAGGGCAUGUUGGAGAACUUCAACACCGACGCACUCAUGUUCCCUGUGGUCAGCUUCUCCGCUGGGGUCAGGGUGCGAGUGCUGUUAGGAGCUCAGCACGGGGAGUUUAAAUUCUUGCCUCCUGCUGGAUUCUCGCCGUGUGCUGAGGCUUUACUCCCCAGGGGGCGCUGCAGGCUGGAGCUGUGUGAGGAGGUCACACGGGGAAGUAGCCAGCGGGAACUUUUAGGCCCGGCUGUAUUCGGUGAGCCGGUGGUCUUCACCCCUACGCCAGUGGACACCAAGCAGGUAAAGCUGCCUCCUCAGUUCGAGUUGAUCAGAGAGACCCUGGCUGUGAACAUGCAUGAGCUCUGGCUGCUGGAGAAAACUGAGAGCGGCUGGAAACACGGACAUGUGAGAGAUGACAGUAAACAGCUUCACCCAGGACUGGUGGAGUUUUCUAAACUUCCAGAUCAGGAGAAACUCGUCAAGCUCCAGGCUGCUGAACACACGCUGAGGUCUCUGUUGGCUCUCGGAGCUCACAUCGGUCUGUCCGAUGACCACACAGACGAGAAGGUGAAGUUCAUCCGGCUUUCAAACAGGUUCGAGCUGUGGAACGGUUACAGACCGACUCCAGUGGAUCAGUCUGGAGUUCAUCUGAACGCAGCUCAGGAAGCUCUGGUAGAAGCUCUGGCUGAGAACGAGCACAACAUCUGGAGCAGAGAGCAGAUCAGACAGGGCUGGAGCUACGCACCACAACAGGACAUUAAGGGGAAGAGAAGCCCUCAGCUGCUGCCGUUCCCUCUGUUGGAUGAUAGAAGCAGACGUUGUGCUUUAGAGUCAGCGAGGAACGUGUUAGGAACUCUGCUUGGAUUCGGAUACACCGUAGAAGCGUCAGAGCAACAGCGGUACCUGGGCCCUGACACGGAGGCUGCGAGUGAGGAAAAGCCUCGCGUAUUCCGUGUUGAGCACACUUUUGCAGUGCAUGAUGGGAAAUGGUAUUUCGAGUUUGAGGCAGUCACUGCUGGUGAGAUGAGAGUGGGCUGGGCUCGAGUGGGAUGUCAACCGGACAUGGAGUUGUGGACAGACGAGCAGAGCUUCGUGUUCGAUGGCUCAAAGGGUCAGUGGUGGCAUGGAAGCACUGUCCCAUUUGGUCAUGUUUGGCAGAAGGGGGAUGUGAUUGGAUGUUUGUUGGAUUUGACCCGGAGAACCAUGAUGGUCACUUUAAAUGGAGAGCUACAGCUGAACACUUAUGGCUCUGAAAUUGCUUCCAAAGGUUUCAGUACAACUGGUGGCUUUGUUCCUGUGUGUGGUUUGGGUGUAAAUCAGGUUGGACGAUUAAAUCUGGGCCAAAAGGUUGACUCGCUAAAAUAUUUCAGUGUUUGUGGGCUUCAGGAGGGCUACCAGCCUUUUGCCUUGAACAUGAGCAAAGAUCCUCCACUCUGGAUGAGUUGGAGAGAGCCUUUAUUUGUACAGAUACCAGAGGACCAUCCUCACUUAAAGGUUAGUUAUAUUGAUGGGACAAUUGACCACCUACCAUCUCUGAAGGUCACCCAGCGUUCAGUGGGAAUACCCGACAGUCUUAGCACUCAUGUUGAGUUCUAUCGCCUGAGCUUGCCCAUAGAGUGUGCAAAAGUGUUCAGCAAACCCAUAGAUGGUGCAGUACCUCCAGCUAGCGGUGGAACAUGUCACAUUAAGCAACCAGAAGAAGGGGAUGACUCUGACUUUGAAAUGCUGAUGAAGUCAGCUCACAGACACACAGGAAGUAGAGACGAACUAAACAACCAAAAGGAUCAUGCUCAAGAAAAGCCUUCCAGACUUAAACAAAGGUUUCUUUUGAAGAAGAAACCAGAAUUGGUGUCUAGUGGCUCUUCAGCCCGGCUACUGGAAGAUGUCCUGGCAAUCGAGAGGGACAGCGAUAACCGACUUGCCAACUGCACUAAGUACUACUUUUCUGUGAAGAUCCUAGAUGGGCAGGAUCCAUCGUGUGUCUGGGUUGGAUGGGUAACUUCAAACUUCAACUGUCAUGACCGAACGUUUGACCUGGAGAGAGUGUGUAGUGUGACUGUCACACUUGGGGACCAAUGGGGCAAAGUUCUUGAGAGUGACAAAUGCAGUUGCUGUUACAUGGUAUGUGCUGCAGAGGGCAGUAGUCUCUCCCACAGCCACAGUAAAAUAAGCCUGGAGAUUGGCUGUCUGGUUGACACUGCGACUGGAUUUCUUACCUUUACUGCUAAUGGAAAGGAGAUGGGAAUCUUUUAUCAGGUGAAGCCAGGCACUAAAUUGUACCCAGCAGUUUUUGCCAAAGCCACCAGUUCUGAUGUCUUUCAGGUUGAACUUGGACGAAUUAAGGGUGCAUUGCCAUUGUCAGCUGGUUUGUUUCGGAGUGAAAGGAAAAACAUGGAGCCGCACUGUCAUCCCAGGCUUAAUGUCCAAUUCCUGAUACCCAUGAGGUGGACACGGCUUCCCGAAAAUGCUCCGCAGGUAGAGCUGACACGGCUUGAGGAAAGGCAUGGCUGGAGAGCGGAGUGCACCGAGAGCCUACAGGUCAUGGCCCUGCACAUUCCCGAGGAGGACAGGUGCAUAGACAUUCUUGAACUCUCUGAACUGGCCGAUCUUCUCAAGUUCCAUGACCACACUCUCCGUCUCUAUUCUGCCCUCUGUGCCCAUGGAAACAUACCUGUAAGCCAUGCCUUGUGCAGCUACAUCGAUCAGUCGCAGAUUCUGUUUGCAUUGCGCUGUUCUAGACUGCCUGGGAAUCUGCGAGCAGGUUUCUAUGACUUAUUAAUGACUGCCUACCUAAGUGCCCAUAGCGGUGCUAGACAGACCACCACCCACGAGUAUAUUGUGCCCAUGACUGAUGCCAUGCGGACUAUUAAACUUUUUGAAAACAACAGAAAGCAUCCCAGCUUCCCAGGCAGUAGCAUCAGUACCUCUCUGCGACCAAGAAUGCAUUUCAGCUCACCUUGUUUUGUUAGAGCUCGCAGAAAUGGUUUUGAUAAUACAUCCGAUGGUCUGAAGUCUGAAGAUGGAUCCUGUCAAUAUAGUCCUGAAUUCCCACUGGAUGUGCUUAAAGUUAUAAUAACAACCAUGUUGAAGGAAGCGGUCCACUCAGUAGGGAAGAAUAUCCGGGACCCUGUGGGCGGCAACAUAGAGCUACUGCUUGUUCCUCUACUCCAACUCCUUCACACACUCCUCCUCAUGGGUGUAUAUCAUCACUCAGAUCUGCGGCGAGUGCUUUCUCUCAUCAUUCCCUCUCCUUACAUAAGGGAAAAUGAUGCAGGGAAAUUGAUGGAUGGAGACGAAGAUAACGAUCAUGAUAUAGAGCAAGAGAGGAAAGAAGGAAGAGCUCUCGUUGAACAAAAAACAUUAUUGCAAAUGAAGCUACCGGAUGCAGUUAAACUCCAGUUAUGUCACCUGCUGCAGUAUCUGUGUGACUGUCAGUUGCGUCACAGGGUCGAGGCCAUAGUGAACUUCUCUGCUGAACUUGUGGGCCAUCUUCAGAGUAACCAGCGUUCUCGUUACAUGGAUGUAAUGGAAGCACUCAACAUGUCUGCUGCUCUCACUGCCCGCAAGACCAAGGAGUUCCGCUCUCCACCUCAAGAACAGAUGAACAUGUUGCUAAACUUUCGGGACAAGGAGGACAGGGACUGCCCCUGCUCUGAGAAGAUAAGAGAUCUCUUCUGGGAUUUCCAUCUGGACCUCAGGAGCCAUUGUGGUGUUGAAACUGGUGAAAACCUGGUUACUGAAGGUGAUGAGAAUCAGCCUAUCAGGAAUCGAUUAAGGAACCUGGUGGACAAAAUGUCUCGUCUGAAGAGGAGGAUGUCUGGUGUGGUUGAAGAGGAUGUCGUGGCUAAACCUGUUUCUCUUCAGUGGCUAAUCUCAGACACUGUGAUGCGUUGGGCUCACGAGGGGCCGCUGGAGGACCCUGUUCUGGUACGGGCUGCGUUUGGACUCCUGCGCUGCCAGUAUGCUGGCCUGGCUGGUAAAAUGGCUGCUGCAUUGCAAAAAGCCUAUUGCAUCACUGAAAACUCAAUAGAGGACACACUUAACCUGCAGGAGGCUCUGGGACGGAUCCGAUCACUACUUACAGCCAGAAUGGGCAAAGAAGAAGAGGAACUCAUGAUCCAAGGACUUGGUGAUGUCAUGAAAAAUAAAGUGUUCUACCAGCACCCGAACCUGAUGAGGGCCCUGGGUAUACACGAGACUGUCAUGGAGGUGAUGGUUAAUGUCCUGGGCACACGGGAGUCCAAGGAAAUCAGGUUUCCAAAGAUGGUGGCCCACUGCUGCCGCUUCCUGUGUUAUUUUUGUCGAAUCAGCCAACACAAUCAGAAAGCCAUGUUUGACCACCUGAGCUACUUGUUGGACCACAGCAGCGUUGGACUUGCAUCCCCCUCCAUGCGAGGCUCGACUCCUCUGGACGUGGCCGCGGCUUCCGUGAUGGACAACUACGAGCUGGCGUUAGCGCUUACAGAGAGAGAUCUGGAGAAGGUUGUGCAGUAUCUGGCAGGCUGUGGUUUGCAGAGUUGUAUGUUGCUGCUCUCUAAAGGAUACGCAGAUAUCGGCUGGAAUCCCGUCGAAGGCGAGAGAUACCUGGACUUGCUGCGCUUUGCCGUCUUCUGUAACGGUGAGAGCGUGGAAGAGAACGCGUACGUCGUUGUCCGGCUCCUGAUUCGCCGCCCCGAAUGCUUCGGCCCCGCUCUCAGAGUAGAGGGUGGAAACGGUCUCUUAGCAACCAUAGAGGAAGCCAUCAGGCUCUCAGAAGAGGAGAGUGGAGAGUGUUUUUCUAAAGCCUACCAGUCCAGUAGCACCCUUGACAUCCUUGAUGAUGAAGCCGAUGAUGUCAUCCACAUGGGACACGCUAUCAUGACUUUUUACUCAGCUCUUAUAGACCUACUGGGCCGCUGUGCUCCAGAGAUGCACUUGAUAGAAACCGGUAAAUGUGAGGCUGUGCGUAUAAGAGCCAUCUUGAGAUCUCUGAUCCCUCUGAAAGACCUGGAAGGAGUCAUCAGCAUCCCUUUCCCGCUCCCUUUUCCGGACAAAGAUGGUUGUGUCAUGGAGCCGGAUAUGUCCAGGUGCUUCUGUCCAGAUCACAAAGCGUCCAUGGUGCUGUUUCUGGACAGAGUCUAUGGUGUCCAGAACCAAACCUUUCUGCUCCACCUUGUUGAGAAAGGCUUCCUGCCAGAUCUGCAUGCUGCUGUUAGCUUGGAUAUUAGUGGACUGGGCGGCACGGACAUGGCACUGGCUCUGAAUCGUUAUCUGUGUGGGUCGGUGCUGCCGUUGUUGUGUAAGUGCUCGUCGCUGUUACGCGACCUUCCUCUCAUUAACACAGGAACAGUGGAUGACUUCCUACAAGCGCUGUAUCGUCUUUCUAAAGCCGGCAGCCUCACCAAAGCCCAGCAAGAUGCCAUCCAGGCCUGCCUGCUGUCUGUGUGUGGCAGACUGAAGCCAUCCCUCUUGCAGCCUUUACUGCGACAUCUCACCGUCGACGUCCCACAGCUCUCUGAGAACACCAAGAUGCCACUUAAGAUUCUGACCGACCAUUAUGAGCAGAACUGGAAGUACUACUACACAUCUGGAGGAUGUGGUGGGUUUAACGCCGCAUCCGAGGAGGAGCUUCGGCUCAGCAGGAAGCUGUUUUGGCAUGUUUUCAGCGCAUUAAACAAAAAGCCGUACGACGCUGAGCUGUUAGAGCUGUCCAUCGGAUGUCUGGUUGCCCUGUCCGGUGCUAUUCCUCCUAAUCACAUCCAUCUGACCUGCACAUCUGGACUGGACUCACACUCCUCGCUGGACUCAGAGGGACACUUCUGUCCUCAACCUCUGGACACGUCCAAUGUAAUAGUACCUGAGGGAUUGGAGCAUCUGGUGAAUAAAUACGCAGAACACACACAUGAGAAGUGGUCACUAGAGAAGUUUUCUAAUGGUUGGGUUUACGGAGAGCAGAUGUGCGAGAGCUCUAAAGUCCAUCCGCUCCUGAAGCCCUACAGAGCCCUGUCAGAACGAGAUAAAGAGAACUACCGAGUGGCCAUUAAAGAGACAGUAAAAAGCAUGCUGGUCUUGGGUUGGACCAUCGAGAGGUCAAAAGAGGGGGAUGCCAGGGACCUCCAUCACCUAUCCAGGAGGAUCUCACAGUCUCCCCAGCUGUCGUUUGAGGGAACCUCCAUGUUCAGUCCCAAACCUGCAGACACCAGCAGCGUCAUGCUGACCUGGGAUCAGUAUUCUAUGGCAGAACAGCUGGCAGAAAACUACCAUAACAUCUGGACAAAGAGGAAACUCAAGGAACUGCAGGCUGAAGCAGGGGGCACUCACACACUGCUGGUGCCCUAUGGGUCUCUGAGUGGCCGGGAUCAGAGCCGAAUCAGAGAGAGAGUGCAGGAAAUGCUGAAAUUCUUCCACAUCAACGGAUACACCGUGUGGAGAGAAAGAAAACCGACAGAGUCUGAUCAUCCGUCUGUCUCAGGCCGGUUUGCAUACCGUCUCCUUCAGCAGGCGCUCUCCUGUACCGAACAUGUCCAGGAAAAGAUGCUAGAGUUGGAGGUUGCUCAGGCUAGAGGACAAAUGGGAAAGUCAGAGGAAGUGUGUGACGAGCAGCAGAUACGUUUCUUCACCAAGGUUUUCUUGCCUCUAAUUGAUCAGUAUUUUAAAAAUCAUCAUCUCUACUUCCUGCCCAGUUUGAUGUCGUCCCUCAGCAGCACUGCACACGCUUCCAAUAAAGAACGAGAGGUGGUUUCUAGUUUGUUCUGUAAGCUGGCUGCUGUCGCCAGACGCAGGAUUUCUCUCUUCGGUAAAGAUGCUCGGUCUGUAGUGAGCUGUCUGCAGGUCCUGGCGCGCUCGCUGGAUGUGAAGGUCGUGAUGAAGAUGUCGGCGAAGUGCAGACAUUCAGCACUGCGCAUGUUCUUCGAGACUGCGGCGGUGGAUUUGGAGCUGGCGGUGGACAGCGUGACCCCGGGGGUCAUACAGAUUCGAGGAGAUGGAGGAGUGCUGACCUACACCAUCACUGCUCUCCUCCCAGUCCUGACAUCUGUGUUUCAACAUACAGCUCACUGCCAGAGCUCAGCCGACCUCAUGGUGGAUGAAGUGCAGGCCUCCUGUUACAGGAUCCUCUGCAGUCUGUACACACUCGGCACUUGCAGUAACACUUUUGUGGAAAGUCGGAGGUCUUCAGUAGGCGAGUGCCUUGCUGCCUUGUCAGCUGCCUUCCCUGUGUGUUUCCUCGAGAUUUCCCUGGACUACACGAGUAAAUCAGAGCGAGAAGAAGUAGGCGUGUCCACUGUAGCAGAGGAUUUGUCCAGGCCCCUCCCAUCCCUGCAGGAAGCUCUGUCAGAAGUGGAGGACAUGCUGGAGGCGGAGUCAGCAUCUCGUCACGUCCUUCUGUCCAGGGUCAUGGAGGUAACUGUUCCUCUGCUGUGCAGCUACGUGUGUCGAUGGGAUGAAGAGGAUGCUCGGGGGGUUGAGGGGCAGAACGGGGCAUCCUGCUCCUCUCUCACACCCUCACACACCAACACCCUACUGGGGCAAAUCCUCACCAUCAUCCAUACCCACAUGGGCAGACACGAAUGCAGCUGGAUGAAACGGAUCGCAGCGUCUGUCCAGCCGCUGGUCCGUAAGGCAGAGCCCGGUCUCCUGACGAGUCACUUCCUGCCUCUGAUGGAGAAGCUGAAGAAGAGGGCAGAGUCAGUGGUGCAGGAGGAGGAGCGUAUGAAGACGGAGAGGUGUGGAGAUGUGGCGGAGAUGGAGUUGGCUGUGCAGGAGAAGUUCGCCGUGUUGGUGCAGGACAUCUACGCUUUUUAUCCCCUCCUUAUCCUGUUUGUGGAGCGCCACAGGAUUCUGUGGCUGAGGCAGAAGAGCGCCGACGCUGAGAGACUCUUCGCUUUGGUCGCUGACGUGUUCACUUUCUGGGCCAAAUCUCACAACUUUAAGUGGGAGGAGCAGAACUUUGUCGUACAGAAUGACAUCAGCAACACAACCUACCUGGUGAACAGCAGGAACAGCCACAUGACAAAGAGAGCGUGCGACGAGGAGAGGAGGAAGGUGAAGAGGAGCAAAGACGAGCGUUACUCCGCCCACACGUCUCUCAUCGUGGCCUCUCUGAAGAAGCUCAUCUCCGUCGGACUGAAUCGAUGCUGUCAAGGAGAUCGAGGCCUCGAGAUCGUUACUCUCGCCAAGAAACGCUUCUCUGAGAAAGAUACGGAGGAGGAAGUUCGAGCGUUCCUUCAACAGGUUUCUCACACUUUGGAUGAAUAUCUUGUUGACAGUAUCCUGGCUGUGGCCCGUGUGCUCUUCUAUCUGGAUCAGGUGGAGUCUCCUCAGGGCAGUAAGAGAACUGUGUGGCAGAAGCUACUCUCUAAACAGAGAAAACGAGCCGUUGUGGCCUGCUUCAGGAUGACUCCAUUAUACAACCUGCCACAGCACAGGGCAGUGAACUUGUUUCUACAGAGCUACAGGAAGCUGUGGGUGGAGCCAGAAGACGACUUGUAUGAGCAGAAGCUGAUUGAAGAUUUAUCUAAAGCGGGAGAUGGAGGGAGUGCUGUGGAGGAGGAGGGAUGGAGUGAGGGAACAGUGCGAGGCAAAAAGAUCGACCCUCUUCAUCAGCUCAUUACUCUCUUCCACCAAAGCGCCCUGACAGAGAGCAGCAGGCUGGAGGAAGACGGACUGUACCUGGCUUACGCUGACAUCAUGGCCAAGAGCUGCCAGGCCGAGGACGAGGACGGUCACGGAGAGGUGAAAUCCUUUGAAGAGAAAGAGCUGGAGAAACAGAGACUCUUGUAUCAACAGGCCAGACUACAUGAUCAUGGAGCUGCCGAGAUGGUUCUCCAGAGGCUCAGUGCCAGAAGAGGUAUUACGGGGCCCUCUGUGGAGGCCACUCUUAAACUGGGCAUCGCCAUCCUGAACGGAGGGAACACGGACGUACAGCAGAAAAUGUUGGACUAUCUGAGAGAAAAAAGAGACGUCGGAUUCUUUCACAGCCUGGCGAGCCUCAUGCAGUCCUGCAGCGUUCUGGACCUGAACGCAUUCGAGAGGCAGAUGAAAGCCGAAGGUUUGGGAACAGCGGCCGAAGGCAAGGCAGGUGAUAAGGUUAUGGCAGACGAACCGCUGACUUGUGAUCUCUUCCGCUUCCUCCAGUUGCUUUGCGAAGGACAUAAUGCAGAAUUUCAGAACUAUCUGAGAACUCAGACAGGAAACAAUACCACGGUAAACAUCAUCAUCUCCACUGUGGACUACCUGCUCCGACUGCAGGAGUCCAUCAGCGACUUUUACUGGUAUUACUCUGGGAAAGAUGUCAUCGAUGAACACGGCCAGCGGAACUUCUCCAAAGCCAUCAGAGUGGCCAAACAGGUCUUCAACACCCUCACAGAGUACAUCCAGGGUCCCUGCACUGGAAACCAGCAGAGUUUGGCACACAGUCGGUUGUGGGACGCCGUGGUCGGCUUCCUCCACGUUUUCGCCCACAUGCAGAUGAAACUUUCUCAGGAUUCGAGUCAGAUCGAGCUGCUGAAGGAACUGAUGGAUCUGCUGAAAGACAUGGUGGUGAUGCUGCUGUCUAUGCUAGAAGGGAACGUUGUGAACGGAACCAUCGGGAAACAGAUGGUGGACAUGCUGGUGGAGUCGUCCGGCAACGUCGAAAUGAUCCUGACGUUCUUUGACAUGUUCCUGAAACUCAAAGAUCUCGUAUCCUCUGAUGCCUUCAAAGAAUAUGACCCUGAAGGACAAGGGCUUAUCUCCAAGAAGGACUUUCAAAAGGCCAUGGAAGGCUACAAACGCUACACCGUGUCCGAGACCGAAUUCCUGUUGUCUUGCGCAGAAACGAAUGAGAACAAGCUCCUGGACUAUCGGGCGUUUGUGGCUCGUUUUCAUGAACCGGCCAAAGACAUCGGUUUCAACGUGGCUGUCCUUUUGACUAACCUGUCAGAGCACAUGCCUCAUGAUACCCGAUUACAUAAUUUUCUGGAGUUAGCUGACAGCGUGCUCAGGUAUUUCCAGCCUCACCUGGGCAGGAUUGAGAUCAUGGGCAGCGGGAAGCGGGUCGAGAGGGUCUACUUCGAAAUCAGCGAGUCGAGCCGAAUGCAGUGGGAGGAGCCACAGGUGAAGGAGAGCAAGCGUCAGUUCAUCUUUGACAUUGUGAACAAGGGGGGUGAGAAGGAAAAGAUGGAGCUCUUCGUGAACUUCUGCGAGGACACUAUCUUCGAGAUGCAGCUGGCCGCCCAGAUCUCUGCCUCCGACCGUGACGAGGAAGUGCUGGGAACAGAAGAUGAUGGAACGGACGCAAUGAAGGACGAGGAAAAAAACCCUGUUACGAAUAACGAUGACACCGAAGGAGGACAGAAAGUCUUUUCCUCGACAGCGAUGAUGAAGCGGCUCCUCCUGGCCCCUCUCUGUGGCCUGAUGAUGAUAACAUGGCUCCUGUCCAUAAGGAAUGUGAAGAGGCACAUAAAAAGGAUGAGCAUAAAGGGUCUUGUUCUGGCCAUUGUCCUCUUCUUCCAGAAGGUUGCAUCGGCCAUUUUUCGUACCAUUUCAGGCUCCGUCUGCUUUGUCCUACACGUCCUUUAUCUUGUCUUUCUCAGUGGUUACAUUAUCAAGUUUGCCAAAGAGACCAAACUCUGUGAUUUUUUCAGAGAUCUGCCAGAACCCACGCUGGAUGAUGUUACAGGGGAAAACGAAGGGGUAACCCACAAGGUCCGAGGUCCAACACGGACCUUAGCCUCCCGGGGUGACCUUAACGCAGUGACACUGGACUUAUCGGCUGUGUCCAGAAACCCUCAGCUACUUACUGAAAUAUUUGGGCUCAAGUUAAGAAAGGAAGGAGGCCAGUAUAUGCUGUUUAGUCGAGAUUCCGUUGCUAGCGUUGGUGAAGUAAUGAAUCCUUCUAUACAUCAGGCAGCUUUGUCUGAGGAGGAGGACGAAGAGGAGGAGAAACAUUCAGAGGCUGAAAAAGCAGAAGGUGAAGACAAUGAGAAGAAGCAGCCGAGGAAAGAAGAUGAGGAGAAACGCAGAAUUAGGAGGAUGAGCUUCCACAAAGCGACUGAGCCUGAGGUUCAAGAAUCAUCCACAUGGAAAAUAAUCAACUCUCACAAGACAAAACUGCUCAAUUAUUUUGCCAGGAAUUUCUACAACAUGCGAGUGCUGGCCCUGUGUGUGGCCUUCAGCAUCAACUUCAUUCUUCUGUUCUACAAGGUUUCCUCUGGCGAAGCUGAAAGUGUGUCCUUAUCUGAUCUCGACGAUGAGAACUCCGAGAGUGUGUGUUUUAUUCUGGAAGAGAACGGUUACAUGAAGUCGCUCCUCCACUUUCUGGCUGUAUUACACACUCUUAUCUCCUUCGGCUCCAUUAUCGGCUACUACUGUCUGAAGGUUCCUUUAGUAGUGUUUAAGCGUGAGAAGGAGUUGGCGCGUAAGCUGGAGUUCGACGGCUUGUACGUCACACAGCGACCCGCGGAUGAUGACAUCAGGGGCCAGUGGGACCGACUGGUCAUAAACACGCCAUCUUUUCCAAGUAAUUACUGGGACAAAUUUGUGAAGAGGAAGGUGAUGGCCAAGUACGGCGAGAUGUACGGCUCCGAGAGGAUCAGCGAGCUGCUGGGUUUGGAUAAAAAGACACUGGAUUUCAGUUACGAAGCCCGGAAAGGAAGAAGAGCAGCCCGAGAAAUACUGAACUCCGUCCAUACGAAAUAUCAGAUUUGGAAACUCGGAGUCGUGUUUACCGACAACUCGUUCCUAUAUCUCGCCUGGUACAUGCUGCUGUCAGUUCUCGGCCAUUACAAUAAUUUCUUCUUUGCCGCUCACCUCUUGGACGUGGCCAUGGGCUUUAAGACCCUGCGCACCAUCCUGUCGUCCGUCACACACAACGGAAAACAGUUGGUUCUGACUGUAGGCCUCUUGGCUGUGGUUGUGUAUCUCUACACCGUCGUGGCCUUCAACUACUUCCGCAAGUUUUACAAUAAAAGUGAAGAUGGCCAAACUCCAGAUAUGAAGUGUGACGACAUGUUGACGUGUUACCUGUUCCACAUGUAUGUGGGGGUGCGUGCCGGCGGGGGGAUCGGUGACGAGAUCCAAGACCCGGCAGGAGACGAAUCCGAGUUUUACCGUGUGGUCUUCGACAUCACCUUCUUCUUCUUUGUCAUCGUCAUCCUCUUGGCCAUCAUUCAGGGUCUGAUCAUCGAUGCGUUCGGAGAGCUGAGAGACCAACAGGAGCAGGUGAAAGAGGACAUGGAGACGAAGUGUUUUAUCUGCGGCAUCGGGAGCGAAUAUUUUGAUGCCGUGCCUCAUGGGUUCGAGUCUCAUACGCUGCAUGAACACAACCUGGCCAACUACCUGUUCUUUGUGCAGUACCUCAUCAAUAAAGAUGUGACGGAACACACAGGGCAGGAAUCCUACGUAUGGAAGAUGUACCAGGAACGCUGCUGGGAGUUUUUCCCAGUCGGAGACUGUUUCCGUAAACAGUAUGAGGAUCAGCUGGGUUAAAUAUUCCCACAUUAAGGACUCUGCUUAUUAACAUCUUCCCGUUCUCUGAUACGGAACUAAUGUUUGUCACAGAGUCUUUAGACGUGGACGUGAUGCAGAGGAACGACGGGUUCAUGUAGCGCUUUCAUGCUAUUUCUGUCCUGUGCUCGGUCGCACUGUGGAAACUAAUUAACAAACACAAACAGCUUUUUUUGUCUUUUUUGGUUCUUCAGACCAGAAUAUAAGAUAUUUCCUGUGUCACGUAAAUGAAAGAUCAAGACCACACACACACACUCACACACACACACACACACACACACACACACACACACACACACACAUAUACAUACACACACUCACACACACACUCACACACACACAAACACACACACA
Molecule: messenger RNA, 13213 nt
Organism: Tachysurus fulvidraco (yellow catfish)
Lineage: Eukaryota; Metazoa; Chordata; Actinopteri; Siluriformes; Bagridae
Gene: ryr2b
Product: ryanodine receptor 2b (cardiac)
Exons: 86
Coding region: 32-12841 (4269 amino acids)
Biological process (GO): calcium ion transmembrane transport; intracellular calcium ion homeostasis
Cellular component (GO): smooth endoplasmic reticulum; Z disc; sarcoplasmic reticulum membrane
Molecular function (GO): protein binding; calcium ion binding; ryanodine-sensitive calcium-release channel activity
Source: RefSeq, a predicted model, not a curated record